AUAUCGACUAAGGGGAAGUACCGGUAGUGUUGGCUAUUCUGAAGGAUUGGACCAAAUAAAAACUUAAACGAACCUACCGAGAUCUUCAAACAAUAAACUUGCGACAAUUCUUUGGAAAAUCAGGACUAAAGACAUUAGAAUAUCGAAUAUCGUGAUGGGGCCAUGGGGAUAUACGAAGAAUAUGUUGGUUCACGUUUUUCAAAGUGGCAUUGGUACCUAUUACGAACUUUCCAAACCGAAUUCCGUCCAUUCCAAUUGGAAAAAUGUGCAAGAAUCAUUAAAAUAGCAAGAUAUACCAUUACAUGAAGGCAUAAAGAUAAUGUAAAUCCAAAAAAUAAGAUACUAAAACCCAAUAUGGACAGACAAAAAACAGACAGAAAGAAGUACAGACAGACGGACAGAUAUACAAUUACUGGGUGUUUAAUGGUUAUUUUCAGGAGUUACAAAACCAAGACAUAUUAAUGUAUCCUCCAUACUAUGGAUAUGCAUUUUAUUUUGUUAGCGGCGAGAAAUUCAGUUACAAGUGGUGCAAACCUUCCAGUAUGAACAACCAAAGUUGGUCACGGCAGGACUGGACGUAAUGGUAUGAUAUCAUGACGAUCUGUUGCAUUUUACACCACGUGUGCGGAGUUAUUUCUAACUAGCUCCAAUCGUUCUUAGAGAAGUGAAUUUGCAACCUGCGCAGUAUAUUGUUAGAAACAAACCUUAUUUGCGAGUGGUAGCCAACACUUGCAUUUACAUGACAAAAGGUAUUACAACUGCAAGCGUUUAAAUGAGAACAACGUAAAAGUAGUCACGGCAGGUCUAGUGUACGUUGUUUGUUUCAUUUAUCCUAACAAUCUGUUGCAUUUAAAACCAUCUGCAGAGCAUUUACUACCAAUCUCCAAUCUUUGUUAAAUAAGUAGAAUUGUGACCUGCGCUGUAUUGUGGCAAACAAACUUCUUCUGCAAGUGGUAACCAACAUUGGAAUUUACAUGGCACAUGCCAUUGCAAGUGCAGGCUUUUGAAUGGAAACAACGUAGAAGUGGUCACGGUAGUACUGAACUGUAAAGGUAUAUGUAGCAGGAAGUGAAUGUGCUCGACAGAAAUAAAAGCAAGCAAAACAAAUAUUAAUUUUUCUGAUCCAAGAAAUUAAAACAGAAAGUCAACCAUUCAAUGAAUACUCGCAUGUAAUGAUUGGAUUUUAAAUUUGUAAUAAAUAAAACCACCGUUGAAAUUUUCAAUUAAAAAAGGGCAUUUAACUUGCCAUGGAAGAGUUUAAAUCGAUAACUCCGACCACAUCGGUGGUGAAAAUAUCUGCAUGUUUGGAAAAAAUAUUUCGUAAAAUUGUGGAAAGCCGCGAAAAGAAGAUCGCAGAACAUAAUAUUAAAGAAAUUGAAUUUUUAAAAUCACAAUGCAAAGCAGAAAAUGUUCAACUGGGUUUAAUGAGCUGUCAGACAUUUGUGCGGUUGGUGGAGGACGGUGUCUUGGAGGCCAACAAUGUUUUGCCCAUGUUGUUGUCCAUGUUGCCAAAUUCUAGUCACAUUCAAUACACCACCAUUACCGAAGGUAUUGUCAGUCUCCUUCUGCUGAAUUUGAAACGAAAGGCUGCCACGCUAAAGGAAAACGAGAAAUUCCAAUCACAAUUUGGCCUUAAAACGCAACAACAUCCCAUGAUUACUCUGCUACAAAAUCCAGGGGUUAACAUGAAUGACGUAGCGAACAAAAUUAAUGGUAUUUGUAAUCAUCACGACAAACAAAUCAAAGAAUUUGGCAUAGAGUAUUUGCGCCCUGUCUAUUUAUACAUUCUGUGUAAUCCACAGACCUUGUCCGAUUCCAAAACCAUAUGGACCGGUCUCUUGGCUUUAAGUAAACACAAUCAGGAGGCAAAGACCCUAAUGCAAGAAGUCUUGUCAUGGAGCAAAAUUACAACCUCUCAAAAUUGCCUGUUCACAUCUACCCUGCUCAUAGAAGCCAUUGAGCAUUUCUUGAGUCAGAAAGAUUUCAAACAAUCCAUUGAAUUGUCGGUCUUUCAAAUUUUGGUAGUAAAUCAUUUGGUAAAAUUUGGCAUAGAUCCACGACCCAGUUUGCAUUGUAUUCUAAGGGUUCUGCACUCGACACGAGAACACUCACAGAGUCAUUAUAAUGUUAUGUUAGUCCUGCUCUCGGAAAGCUUGCACUUGUUAUCGCCCAGCUAUUUGCCAGAUCUGCUGCGUAUUAUCUCGUUCAUUGUGGUUCAGGAAAACUGUGGGCAUCAAUACAUUCUGAACAUGUGUCUAGAUGGUAUCAUCCAGUGGAUGUCUCAGACUGCAUUUAUACCUGCAGAUGGUCUGGCCAUAGCCCAUCAAAUUGUACGUAAAAUCUUGGAUGUCAUUAAGGGAAAUGCGGCAACAACACCCAUUCAAACCAAAACCUUUGAAUCAGCAACCAUACGGUAUUUUCAUCCGGAUAUAGCAAUGGCAUUUGAUUUGGCCAAACUAGUGGAAUCGUACGACGAUUCAGAAGACAAAGAUGUCUACACAUUUGUGGAUACCCUCAAUGUUAAGGCGAAUACAACAUUUUGCCAGCGGCUACAUCUAUUCCUGCGUGCCUUAUUCUUGUCCCGUGAGCCAUCGGUGGAUUGUUGGUUUAAAAUCUACGAAGUUAUUUUGGAAAUAAUAAAAGUAAAUGCCGACAUCGCAUAUGAUUUCCUAAUGACUUAUAUUUUCAAGUUGGCCGGCGAACACAAUCCUGAAUUGCAGAUGGAACUUUUAAGAGGGCUACCAAAUUUCGCAAUAUCCAAGGACAAUAUACCCAUGAUUUUGAAUACCAUUCGAAAUUUGUGUAGUUACAAUCCGACAUUCAGCAUGGAUCUAUAUUUAAAACUUUGGCGUGUGGAAUCCCGUACCUAUCCGUUCCUGGUUAAAUUACUGUCACUGCCAUCCAAAGAUGUUAAAAGUAAUAAAUGGGAAUUUGAUGUUGCAAAGACGUAUACAAUACGUGAAAUAUGCUAUGAAAAACCCACGCAACACGGCUCCGAUUUGGUAUCCCACCUCUCUGAUAUUCUCAAUACCUGCACCGACGAUGCUGGUGAUUUACCUACCUCCCUUGCUCUGGACGCCAUCGUGGCUCUGUGUGACAGCAAUACCGUUAAUAUAACAUCAACCUGGCGUGUAUUGAGUAGUAAAUUUCGACAUGAGAAGCGACCUCGGGCCCUUAAAUCGCUGUAUAAAUUCUUUGCACACGUUCCAUUGCUGCAGACACCAACACUUGAGUUUGAACAAUUGGUCGACGAGGCUCUCGAUCAGUUAUGGUUAACCAUAAGUCGUUCUGAUACCGAUCCGGAAAUGAUACGUGAAGCAUUGGAAGCACUAAAACACUAUGAAAUUGGUACACUGCUGACACUGAAGCAUAUACCACCACAAUUUAGGCAAGAUUUGCAUGUUGCACGAGAAUAUAAGGGUCCGAAUGGUCGUGAAGUUGUUGAUCUUGAACAAGAAAUGAUACCCGGGGAAGUAUGGGUACAAUUGUUGCAAAAAAUACGACCAGAGUGUGGGGCCGCUGCUGCAGAUUUAAUUGCUCAUUAUAUUUAUGGGGAAAUUAAUGAAUUCCGUGGAGGUCUCUAUCGCCUGCCUGAUGGCAAACCAGAACCUCGUAAACUUCAGGGAUUAUAUCCACAGAGUCCUUUGCGUGCCAUUAUCAGUUAUUUGGUUAACCAAUCACGUUAUGGAGAUCAUGUUGCCGAACCGAUAGCCGUUACCAAUGCCUUGAGAGCUAUAUCGAAAAAGUUUCCGAAACCCAUACCACCGGUUGAUUGGAGUUUCCUCCAUUCAUUCUUUCACCUGUCCUUCGAUACCAGGAAAUAUUGUAUUCUCAUAGCGAAAAAUCAACUGCUACAUUCGGGUACCGCUAAGCGUUUAUUGGAAAACUUCCUCAUGGAUUUUGAGCCAAAUUGUUUCGAAGAAGAUUUGUUGCUAUUGUUUUCUUUGCUGCCCGAAAUUUCAAAUGGUGCUAGCUUGACGAUAUUGAAAAACUUUGCCGAAAAGGUUGCAGUCUAUUGUUUUAAAGAAUCGCAGCUUGCUGGCUUUAAUGAAGGAUGUUUAUUUGAGAAAUUUAUGGACAGUGUAAAAUAUAUUUUCAUGGGAAAAUGUGAAAUUCCUGAAGUAUUGGACAUUUUCACACUGAUUGUUGAACGUUAUAUGGAUUCCAUGGAUGUCGACUCGAAACUAUUUCAGCGAUAUACUGAAGCUGUGGCUGUUUUGCCCAAUAAUGCCAUCGAUGGCCUCACUUUACCCUCGAAUUGGUGGGAAACUCCCAUAGGCAAGUUGAAAAAGGCUACAAUAAUUCGUUCGUAUUUGGUAUUGUACAAUGGAAAUAUCAGCAAUCCUUUGAAAUGGCUUAAUCCCAUCAUUGAUGCUUAUGCCACACGAAAAGAAGACCAAUUGUUUUUCUUCAGACAUUUAACUUCGGUUCUGUAUGCCUUUAAUAGCGACGAACAAUCGUGCAAUUGGAUAAUGGAAAUGUUUAUACAAAUUCAAGCUCUCCUGGCCGAAUCAUCGAAUAAGGAGAAAUUGGAAAAGGUAUUGUAUUUAUUAGAUAUUUUUAUAUUAUCCGUGGAUGUGUUGUCCGGCUGUGCAGUGCUAUUGGGCAAUUUAGAUGUAGUAGCCACACAACGCAACGAACGGUUUCAAAUUUUCCCUGAGAGUAUGCAGUUCUUAUGUGAUCAUAUUUUUUGGAAAGAUCAAGAGGCGAAAAUUUAUGAGUUCCUUUAUAAUCUCUACAAAAACCCGGCCAUACCAGAGAUAUAUUCUUCCAUUUUCAAAGACGCCAUUGUAUGUUCGCGCAACAAGCCUUACUUUGAUGCCAAGGGAAUUUGGACAAAAUAUGUGGGUAUGCGGAAAUGAGAUUUGGCAGCACGAAGGAUUUGAUAUUAUAUUGCUCAACUAUUAUUCUUAUUAUUAUACACUUUGGCGAAUUUCAAAUUUAUGUUACUCAAGUGCACAUUAAGUGAAACUGCCAUUUUUUGUAUGCUUUAUAUGUGGAUAUUGUAACUAUUUAUAAAAUAUGACAUUGAAUAAAACAGUUGAGUUAUUUAUACAA
Musca domestica (house fly) is the source of this 5058-nucleotide messenger RNA. RefSeq names its product focadhesin-like. Gene Ontology annotation, biological process: regulation of post-transcriptional gene silencing. The transcript is spliced from 7 exons. The record is from RefSeq and is a predicted model, not a curated record. The coding region runs from base 1248 to 4862 and encodes 1204 amino acids. Lineage: Eukaryota; Metazoa; Arthropoda; Insecta; Diptera; Muscidae.